Messenger RNA from Umbelopsis ramanniana AG, 1644 nucleotides. RefSeq lists its product as uncharacterized. NCBI's taxonomy places the organism in Eukaryota, Fungi, Mucoromycota, Umbelopsidomycetes, Umbelopsidales, Umbelopsidaceae. The record is from RefSeq and is a predicted model, not a curated record. Gene Ontology annotation, molecular function: signaling receptor activity. Gene Ontology annotation, cellular component: membrane. The transcript is spliced from 4 exons. Bases 80 to 1321 code for a protein of 413 amino acids.
GGAAAAUCUUGGUGAUUGCUGCAUUUGGCUCCGAAAUUGAUCUGGCAUCUAAAAAAUAAAACAACUGCAAUUUAGUUUUAUGUCAAACCCGAUAUUUUUUUUUAUUCUUCUUUCUUUCUCUCUCCACAGACUCUCAUUCACAAUGUCGACAUCAGCGUUGACAACUAUUACUACCGCUCGCCCACGCAAGCCACAAGUAAUCACUCUGAAGCCUCCGUCUCCACGUUUACAUACACGUAGACACUCUCAGUCCACCGCCUCUGAGUCACUUGAGAAACAUGACCAGCCUAGUCGCUCACGGUCACUGUCCACCUCCGUUCUACCAUCACAGGAAGACGGUUCGUUUACCGAGCAAUUGCUGGCUUCUGUCAAUUCAAAAAUCCGUGAAAUUGAAGAUGCCGAUAGCACGGGCAUCCUUCGAUACGUGGAUGAUCAGGUACACGAGAAGUGGGAUACGGCCAAAGCUGCCGUGGUAGGAGCACAACGCCUUCUAUCCUUCGAUGAACUUCCUAACGAAUGGCAAGAGAACCAAUACAUUCUUACUGGCUAUCGGUUUUACCAAAGCAACAGAGCUUGCCUCAAGUCCAUUUUUGCUCUUCAUAACGAAACUAUGAAUAUCUGGAGUCAUCUUAUAGGAUUUGUCUUCUUUGCUGGAUUAGGUGUCUACGCUUUCAACAAACAGUUUCCUGAAGCAACCACCAAUGAUCGGGCUAUCACGCUCACUUUCUUCUUGGCUGCUUUAAAGUGCUUGAUCUGCUCCUCCAUCUAUCACACUUUCAUCUGCCACUCCCAACAUGCCAUCAAGAGCUUUACAGCCACACUUGACUAUAUUGGUAUAUCUAUCUUGAUCACUGCGUCCGUUCUCAUGACCGAGUACUACUCAUAUUAUUGCCGACCUGUUGCAAAGUUUCGCUACAUGAUGUUUACGGCAUUGGUUGGUUCCACUGGAAUCGUCAUGCCCAUGUUCCCAUUUUGGGACACCAAACCUUUUCGACCUGUUCGUAUUGGCGUGUUCUUGUUAAUGGCCUUUAGCUCGGCGGUACCUGUGGUCCACAUCACCUUCUUGAAUGGCCCUAGCAGCACCUGGGAAUUCUUGAAGCCUGUGUGGUACAGUGUAGCUAUGUAUCUCUUCGGUGUGGCAAUCUAUGCAAACCGCUUCCCGGAAAAGAUGUACCCAGGCCGCUUCGACUUUGCUGGUCUUCAUAGCCAUGCGAUCUGGCAUAUCUUUGUUUGUUUGGGAAUAUUCUUCCACUAUCGCGCCUCCUUGCACUUUUAUGCCCAGCGAUACACCUUUGGCUGUGCCAUGCACCUGGAUUCAUGAACGACAUAAACGAUACCAAACAUGUGGAAAAAUACUCCUAUAUUCGCUUUAAUGACUAGCUUGUCCGCAACUCCUCUGCCCCUUCGUGAGUAAGCGACCUAUGGGUCCCUAUACUAUCCCACUCCACAUCUUUCAUUUUUAGAAUCCCCACCAUUCCUAUUAUACACAUGGACACGAGCCAUAUCUAUAUCUUAUGCAGCGCGCUAAAAGAUAUAGUGUGUGUUGUAUUUCUUUCUAAUAGCAUGUUAUUGCCGUAUUUCAUGCUAUCUAUUUUACCCACUCGAUUUAAUCCUAUAAAUAAUAAAAAAUGCGACGUGCAAAAC